Molecule: messenger RNA, 3177 nt
Organism: Carassius carassius (crucian carp)
Lineage: Eukaryota; Metazoa; Chordata; Actinopteri; Cypriniformes; Cyprinidae
Product: ataxin-1-like
Exons: 5
Coding region: 767-3130 (787 amino acids)
Biological process (GO): nervous system development; negative regulation of transcription by RNA polymerase II
Cellular component (GO): nucleus
Molecular function (GO): RNA binding; protein binding
Source: RefSeq, a predicted model, not a curated record
UCCACACACUCACUCCCUCCGUCACACACACACUCACUCACUCACUCACUGGAGGUGGGGGCACGGAGCGACAGAGCUAUAGCUUGGCUGCAGCAGACAUCAUUGUACGAGAGGAGGGCAGACGAUUCCACCGGCAGUGCGCGAGAAUAACGCACGGAGAGUCUCGCGCUUCCUUGCCCGUUAUACCGUACAGGAAUGGUGAAGGUUGUUGGAGCCAGGCAGACGCAGACACAGACGUGGACAGACAGAGUGGGAAUCACAAGCCGUCCCCUCAGACAGCAGGAGGAGAGAUUUUUCCAUCCCCAUCCCAGUGAUUUCAUCUGGACUCUUCUCUCCGAUUGAACCUGGUUCAGAUUCGCCUGUAUCAUCCUGCUGGGCUGUGCUGGAAGCCUGCGCUGAGACUACAAGUCGCCUUGGGAUUGUAACGACUUCAAUGGGCCAUAACACUUGCUGAAACACUGGAGGCGACUGAAUGAGGUUCUUCCUGCAGUCCUGGAGACUCGCUCUCAGAGGGAAAUGAUUCCGCAUGAAUUGCAUGGACCGCUUUUCCACAGCAGGUGUGACUUCCGUUGCUUAAGACUGAAAUCUGUGUCCAUCCGACCAUAGGCACAGGACACAUCCCCUCACACCACCACUCUCCUCUCUACCCCAUCCCCAUCCUUGUUCCGAACCAGUCAGUGGAAGGGCACACUCUGUUAGCAAUACAAAUAGAGACCAAGAGGGAGAGCCAAAAAAGACAGGGGGAAGAAACAUCCAGAAAGACACCAUGAAGUCAAACCAGGAGCGGAGCAAUGAAUGUCUGCCCCCAAAGAAGCGUGAAAUCCCAGCAAGCACUCUGCCCUCAGAGGAGAGGCCCAUGGUGAUGGCGCCUGCCAGUGAGAGCCAGCGUUCGGGAAACCUGGCCUGGCUUGCCAGUUUGGCAAGUGGACAUGACAGGGGGCGGCAGCACACCACCACCUUCUCAGAACCCGAUGGGCCUCAAUAUAAACCGUUGUCAGCCACAGCUGAGAGUACACCUCCCUCGUCCAUACACUUAACCAGAGGUCCCACUGCAGUGACCACAAUACCUUCCAUGUACACGUCACCCCUCUCUCAGCCUGCUGGCACUAUCCAGUACACACCCCUGCCUCCCAAUCUUCACUUCAUCAGCUCUCCGUACUCUGCACCAUAUGCUGGCUACAUCUCACCUCUAGUUCCCCAUUCGGUUUCCACCACUACCACACAACGUGAGAUUUAUGCCAGCACCUACAGUUCUCCAGCAUUGAAAAUUGACCAGCACCACCAAUUUGGCCGUCCUCCUGGCAUGGUCACAACUGACAACACCUCUUCACCCCACUCCACACAAUACAUCCAAAUUGCUGGUUCUCCUCUAAGCGUAUCUCCUCGGACUGCUCCGUCACCCCAUGCUCACUUGCCUCCACACUUACACCCUCACCACACGCUCCCCAUCAGUGGCCCAUCGCCAAUCUUACACAUCACACACACAGAUGGACCUUUAUCCAAGAGGGAGGAGACAAGGCCCAGGGAGGUUCUGAACGGAGAGCUGGAGAAGUACAGACGCUUUGGUCCAUCUCCCGAAUCCAGUGCAGGGAAGCAGGCCAGCACUGCCAAAGGGGGUUCCUCCACCCAGCAGCACCAGAUCCACCAGCAGCAGAGCCAACGUAACUAUGAGGCUCGGCAAGUGGUGCUACCUGCUGAAUAUGCGCAGGACAGCACAGCCAUGCGGACCUCGUUGGUGUUGGUACCCAACAGUCAUAGCUCUGGUGUUGCUGAUCCUGGAGGUACACCUGACAAGCUGCCUCCCUCAACAUCCCACACUGAGAAAGGAGGGAUUUGCACAGGCAAACCUGUAUCCCGCAGUUCCUCCACCUCAGCUUCCCUUCCAUUCCCUCCUCCCCCUCCACCUGUGGACAGUCUGAAGGGGGCAGUUUCCACACUGUCUCCUCAUGCCAUCAUCCAGACCACUCACAACACCACAGAGUCCCUUUCCCUGGGCCUCCCCUCCACCAAUUUCUACUCUGCUCAGCAGCCCAUCAUCGGUUACAUUGCCGGCACAGGGCACCAGCAGCCUCUCAGCUACCACACCAGCCUAUCCCAGCACCUGGUCAUCCCAGGAACUCAACCAGUCAUCAUCCCAGUGAGUGGAACUGAAGCUACUGCUACAUCAACCACACAGCCCUUGCCUGUGGCACUGCCCCAUGCUUUCGUCACCUCAAUGGCCCCAAAAGUAGAGACUUUUGAGGCUCCAGCCCCAUACCCUCACCCUGCCGCAGCUGUUGUUCAAGCCCAGUUGCAUUUGCCUGUGGUACCAGCCCCUACCGGCCUGCUGACAUCACCGCCGCCACCCUCAGCCCCUUCACUGCCCCUUUACUUCACCAAGGGCUCCAUCAUCCAGUUGGCAGAUGGAGAAUUAAAGCGGGUGGAGGACCUGAAGACUGAGGAUUUCAUUCAGAGUGCUGAGAUCAGCAAUGAGCUGAAGAUUGACUCCAGCACUGUAGAGCGCAUUGACAGCAGUCAUACGCCUAACUUUGCUAUUAUACAGUUUGCUGUCGGAGAGCAUCGCUCACAGGUCAGCGUAGAGGUGCUUGUAGAGUAUCCUUUCUUCGUGUUCGGCCAGGGCUGGUCAUCAUGUUGUCCAGAACGGACAACCCAGCUGCUCGAGUUGCCAUGCACCAAGCUUUCAGUAGGCGACGUUUGCAUCUCCCUUACCCUGAAGAACCUGAGGAAUGGCUCUAUCAAAAAAAGCCAGGGGCAAGUCUUGGAUGCACCUUCCCUCGGUCCACCCCUUAAAUUACCCAAAGCACUCUCCAGUGGUGUGCGAGGGGGUGUUCGGCACACAGAACAGGAAAAUGGACUCCGGCAGUGUGGAGAUCAGGGAGGUGGAGGCGGCCAAGCCAAUAGAGAGAAUGGAGAACUGAGGUUUGGCGAAAGAGACAUCUGCAAAGCACCACCGGUCACUGAAUCAGAGUCCGGCAGCAAGCCCACAGGCCGCAAAAGGAGGUGGUCGGCCCCUGAGGGCCGCAAAGUAGAAAAUCCUGAAGGAGAGCCUCCUUUAACGUUCCCCAAACCUUCCUUCAUCCCUCAGGAGGUUAAAAUCAGUAUCGAAGGCAGAUCAAAUAUUGGAAAGUGAAUGAGCAUUGGACUGUCAUAUUUUAAAAGCAAAAAUUGCCCUCGGAA